This is a messenger RNA of Oppiella nova, 609 nucleotides long. NCBI's taxonomy places the organism in Eukaryota, Metazoa, Arthropoda, Arachnida, Sarcoptiformes, Oppiidae. The record is from the annotation of a GenBank genome assembly.
GCCGAGGAACUGGAGGUGGAGCGGAAAGCCCUAACCCGGGACGACCCUAAAUCGGGCGCCAAACAGCUGACCGAAAACGAGAUCACGUCCGCCACCACCCUAUCCUUCUGUACGUACGAACUGAUCCGAAGCCCCGGUAUUCAGCAGCGCCUACACGACGAGGUGGUCGCCGCGUUUCAUUCAAACGGUGAGAUGGAGUACGACGUGUUGGCACGACUACCCUAUUUGGAUGCCGUCGUGUCGGAGACCCUGCGUAUGCACUCACCCGGGGUUAAGGUGACGGUCGGUCAAAACAUAGACAUCCCCAUAUACGCCAUACACCAUUGCGAAGAGUUUUACCCUGAACCUUUUAAGUUUGACCCGGAUCCAAUUAUGCCCGAGAAUCGCUAUAAGGUACUGCCCUAUACCUACCUUCCCUUUGGCGCCGGCCCUCGCAAUUGCAUUGGUAUGCGGUUCUCGUUGCUGGAGGUUAAGCUAGGGUUGGCCCAUAAGAUUAAGAACUACCGGUUCUCGAUCUGUCCGGAAACGGACGUCCCGGUGCAGUAUAAACGUAUGUUGCGUAUAGGCGCCCCUAAGCGUACGAAUGUACGUAUUGAGAAACGUGUGUAA